This is a messenger RNA of Kwoniella shivajii, 1227 nucleotides long. RefSeq lists its product as uncharacterized. Gene Ontology annotation, biological process: magnesium ion homeostasis. The transcript is spliced from 16 exons. The record is from RefSeq and is a predicted model, not a curated record. NCBI's taxonomy places the organism in Eukaryota, Fungi, Basidiomycota, Tremellomycetes, Tremellales, Cryptococcaceae. The coding region runs from base 1 to 1227 and encodes 408 amino acids.
AUGGUAUCAAUAUCUAUUUCACAUAUUAGGAACAUGACUCAUAAUGCUCCGCCCGUUCAGACGGAACCUCAUGUACACGUAGAUCCAAAUUCAACAUUGUUCUUAUGGUACAUAGUCAUUAUCAUUGGGCUGGUACUUCUGGGAGGAGUGUUUUCAGGUUUGACCUUGGGUUUGAUGGGUCUAGAUACGGUAAACCUUCAAGUGUUAGCGAUCUCAGGCACACCAGAAGAAAGACAGCAAGCUCCUAGAGUAUUAAAACUGAUUGGAAAAGGUAAACAUACCAUGUUAGUGGUAUUAUUAUUAGGUAAUACAUUGAUCAAUACUUCUCUACCUAUAUUCUUGGAUUCGAUCGUCGGAGGUGGUUUGAUAGCUGUUUUAGCAAGUACACUGUUGAUUCUCAUAUUUGGAGAAUAUGGUCUAGCAAUUGGAUCAUCUUUCGCACCUUUGAUCAAAAUAUUGAUCAUCUUGAGUUACCCGAUUGCUAAACCAAUGGGAAUGAUAUUGGAUUAUAUUUUAGGAGCACAUUCUGAUCCGGUCACAUAUCGUAAAGCCGAAUUGAAGACUUUUGUCAGUUUGGGUGUGGAAGAUAAAUUGAAUCAAGAGGAAUUAGCUUUAUUAGGUAGCGUACUUGAAUUUUCAGGCAAAAACGUCGGUGAUGUUAUGACUACAAAAGAGGAUAUGUAUUCGUUAUCAUCUGAGAAAAUCGUUGAUGAAGAACUAGUUUCAGAAAUCUUGAGAAAAGGGUACAGUCGUAUACCUGUAUACAGCCCCAGAUCAUCUACAUAUACUCUUCGUCGGCUCGUAUCGUAUGAUCCAACAGACCUCUCUCCAGCUUCUAAGCUUGUCUCACAGGUGUUACCUCAAUGUUCACCUGAUUUGCCCUUACUGGAAGCGAUGGCUUAUUUUCAGACCGGACGAAGUCACAUGUUACUCAUCACUUCCUCUCCAGGAGAAAACGGCAAAGUACUGGGAUUGGUCACCCUCGAAGACGUAGUAGAGGAAUUGAUAGGGAAGGAAAUUAUAGAUGAGACAGAUGUUUUUGUGGAUACGCACAGUCGCAUACCGGUAAUCAGAGGGAAAUACAAUUCGAAAAAGACAAAAGGGUUGAAAAAGAUAUAUGAAGGUCAUUUAGCCAGACAGAAAGCUUCGAUAUCAUUCGCUAGAGCUUCCGAGGGAUAUGGGAGUAUAGAUGAAGAGUCUAGAUUAGUAGGGUCCCAAAGGGAGUGA